Lates calcarifer (barramundi perch) is the source of this 1936-nucleotide messenger RNA. RefSeq names its product tetraspanin-3. NCBI's taxonomy places the organism in Eukaryota, Metazoa, Chordata, Actinopteri, Centropomidae. The transcript has 7 exons. Bases 112 to 873 code for a protein of 253 amino acids. The record is from RefSeq and is a predicted model, not a curated record. Gene Ontology annotation, biological process: protein maturation; protein localization to plasma membrane; regulation of vascular endothelial growth factor signaling pathway. Gene Ontology annotation, cellular component: membrane.
CUGCACAGUGGGGCAGUACCACCGAAGCCAUUUUAUUAUUAUAACAGCAAAGGUGCAGGUGCAUCAGUAUUUUUUUAUAGUCACAGUUUUAAUUCUAAUGCUCAAGAUACAAUGGGGCAGUGCGGGAUUACGUCGUCCAAAACCGUCUUGGUUUUUCUCAAUCUCAUAUUUUGGGCUGCAGCUGGAAUUUUAUGCUACAUUGGAGCCUAUGUGUUCAUUACAUACGACGACUAUGACCACUUCUUCGAAGAUGUGUACACUUUGAUUCCCGCUGUCAUAAUAAUAGCCGUCGGGACCCUUCUCUUCAUCAUCGGCUUGAUUGGCUGUUGUGCAACAAUACGCGAAAGCUCUUGUGGUCUGGCAACUUUUGCUGCCAUUCUCCUGCUGGUAUUUGUUACGGAGUGUGUGGUGGUGGUGCUGGGCUACAUUUACAGGGCAAAGGUAGAAGAUGAGGUGAAUCACUCCAUCCAGAAGGUUUACAACGAGUACAAUGGCACCAACACUGAUGCUCCCAGCCGCGCUAUCGACUAUGUGCAGAGGCAGCUUCACUGCUGCGGCAUUCACAAUUACUCUGACUGGAGGAACACUCACUGGUUUAAAGAAUCCAAGAACAACAGUGUCCCAGUAAGCUGCUGUCAGCCCAGCAUCAGCAACUGCACUGGCACUCUCACUCGACCAGGUGAUCUCUACCAAGAGGGUUGUGAAGCUCUUGUUGUGAAGAAAUUAAAGGAGAUCAUGAUGUACGUCAUAUGGGCUGCAUUAACUUUUGCAUCUAUACAGAUGCUGGGAAUGCUCUGUGCCUGUGUGGUGCUGUGCAGGAGGAGUCAUGACCCGGCGUAUGAGCUGCUGGUCACAACCAACAGCUACGCAUGAAGGACGCAAAGCCAGUCAGCGAAGCACUCAGAAAAUCAAAAGGAGCGUCACCGGACAUGUCCACAGUAGUUUUCAGCUGUAGUUAUAUAAGCUCAAGCACACCUUGCACAAUUCAUGAUAAAGUAGCGAACACUGAUGACGUGGUUUGGGGUGGGUGGGGGCUUCAAGGUGAAACCAGUUAUUUAUUGACAUGCAUUGUGAGUUACUGUUACUUUAAAUGUUCUUUUUUCCUUCCUUAGAAAUACUGAAGUACUUAUAAAGGCCAAAGUUGUACAUGGCUAAUUGACAUUUGUGAUGUUGAUGCUGAUUUUAUGUUUCUUUUAAUUGUAGCUUCAUAAAAUCUGAACUCCUCCUGUUUGAGGGUGAUGAGAAGUAAUUUGGAGCUUCUUUGUGAAAUUAUGGUUGGGAGUAUUUCUUUGUAGGCUAGUUUGCACUAUGGCUAGAGCUCUGGAGACAUUUUGUGGUUGUUAAAAUGGAAGGUCAAUGCUAAAAAGAACUAUGUACACUAUUGCUAAUACCUUGGCUUGACCAGACUUUGUGAAAAUGGAAAAAACUUUUUACCGUAGAAAGAGCAGAUUCAAUGUUUUUAUCUCUUGUUUUAACGUUUUAGUUUGUGGAGCACCUCUCCAUUUUGUCUCUUGAAGUCAUAUUUGGUAGAAGGAGUUCUUCAUAUUCACAAAUAUUCAGGUUGUGAAUGAUGUUUUUUUUUGUGGAUGUUCUCUGAAUCUGGCUUCACUUGUGAGGCAUUGCAAAUAUACAAAUAGUGACUCAACCUUUUAGUCUCCAGUGCUAUUAUCAGUGUUACCUGAAGACUUAUGUAUGUGUAGAUUCAGUUUGUUACAGUCAGAAAAUUCCCUCUGUUUAGUUUGUUGGUUAUAAACCUGCUAUUAAGAAAAAUGACAUUAUUUUAUACAUUUUUGUGAAACUGGGCUCUGUUUUAAUAUUUUUGAGCUGUUAUGUUUACCCCUAGAUAUUUAGCUAGUGCUGCAGAAACAAAAUAUGACAAACAAAAUUGUGUAUAGACUGGAGAACAGGCAGGGGACAAAUAAACUCAUACAUUUUA